Periophthalmus magnuspinnatus is the source of this 741-nucleotide messenger RNA. RefSeq names its product calcyphosin-like protein. The record is from RefSeq and is a predicted model, not a curated record. The transcript is spliced from 6 exons. The coding region runs from base 1 to 741 and encodes 246 amino acids. Gene Ontology annotation, molecular function: calcium ion binding. NCBI's taxonomy places the organism in Eukaryota, Metazoa, Chordata, Actinopteri, Gobiiformes, Gobiidae.
AUGGGUGGGAGUGGGAACACGCAGCGCUCCGAGACUUUACCAAGAGAACGCUGUCUGCUUGGACUGGUAGCAUCUGAUGAAUUAAAACCUGCCUGCAUCAUGGACCCUGUGGCGCAACUUAGGGAUAAGCUCAUCGCGAGGGACUACGGCAGCAUCAUCGAGCUGGGCAGGAUCUUCAGACGCAUGGCUAAUGAGGACCACCGCCCCAACAUGAGCUUAGAGGAUUUUGAGAGUGGCAUCGCUGAAUACGCCGUCACGCUGGAGAAGGACGAGGCCGAAGCUGUGUUUAAAGCAAUAGACAAAGAUGGAAGUGGGACGCUUGACAUAAAUGAAUUCAUCAAAGCUCUAAGGCCACCCAUGCCAAAGGAAAGAGAAGACGCAGUCCUCCAAGCGUUUCAGGCGAUUGAUCAAUCAGGAGAUGGAGAGAUCAGUACAGAUGAGGUCAGGAAAUACUACAACCCCAAAAUGCACCCGAUGGUCCGCCGCAAAAAAUGGACAGAGGAACGCGCUCUCGAAGUCUUUCUGAAAGUGUUUGAAACCCCCGGGGACAAGGAUGGAAAGGUAACGCUGGACGAGUUCAUCAACUUCUAUUGUAACGUGAGUGCAUCCACCGAGGACGACGAAGACUUUUUUCAAAUCAUCAAGAACGUGUCCAAGGAUGUGGUCAUUGUUACUAUUUUGGGCUCCGCUGACAUCCACUGCUUGAAGAACGAGCAACAGAAACCUACGUGUUUGAAGUAG